Messenger RNA from Schistosoma guineensis, 3452 nucleotides. NCBI's taxonomy places the organism in Eukaryota, Metazoa, Platyhelminthes, Trematoda, Strigeidida, Schistosomatidae. The record is from the annotation of a GenBank genome assembly.
UGCAUACUUUUUCGCAAGUUUAAAUGGGAGUCGAUUUAGCUCGGGUAUUUGUAGGUAACUGUAGGGAAGUAACUAGUCAUAUCACUUAUAUUAACUGAAAGGGAAAAAUAAACUUGCUAGUGACAAUAGCUUCGGGCAUAUAAUAUAUAUAGUUAUUCGUCUUCAACAUACCCAACAAUAAUUCUUUUACUCCCCCAUCGAAUUAUACGAAGCUAUUUCAACGUCAUUUUCCUGUUCAUAAUUAUUUGAUUCGCGUUGACCAACCAGCUGUAUCAUUCAACCUGUUUUUCCAUAAUGUGACGAAACUGUUGUCACCGAUAUGGUCAAAGGAAAGUUUCAGGCUUAUUUCCCAUUUGAAAAGAAUUCUUUGACGUACAGCUGCCUCCACUGUCGUGCACAUUUAGCUCGUCAUGACGACCUCAUAAGUAAAUCUUUUCAGGGAAGUCAAGGUCGAGCUUAUCUAUUUAACCAGGCUGUAAAUGUUCGUUGCGCUGAAGCUAAACAACGUGUUCUUCUGACCGGGUUGCAUUUUGUAGCUGAUAUAUUUUGUGCAUGUUGUGAUACAGCACUAGGUUGGAAGUAUGAACGUGCUUUUGAACCUAGUCAACGAUACAAAGAAGGCAAGGUGAUAAUUGAAUUGGCACAUCUAUUUAAGGAUAACAGUUGGGAUGCUGAAUGGUUAUACCCUUUGUAUCCGACAAGCUCUAUUGCUAAUGGUAAUACUUCUGACACGACUUUAAAGUAUGCAAAGCCGCAUUCGAUUAGUGUAAGUGAUUAUCGUCAUAGUGAAACUGGAAAACCUAAAUCUUCACUAAACUUCCCACCGAUUGAUGCGUCUGAUUCUUUAUCAUCAACUGAUGGAGGUGUUUUUGAAUCUUCUACAACUGAUUUAAUUGAUCCUAAUGAAGAAACGUGUACAGAUUUCGUGCAUCAUCAUCACCAUUCACACCCUCCUCCUUCUCUACACCAUCAUCACCAUCAACUUCAUUAUCAUUUGAAUACAUCUCCAUCCUCAACUCAGGUUCAUCAGUCAUCAUUUUCUCUUAUGUCAAAUGAUUCAGCGUCCUUAUCAUAUCGAUUAAGUUCAUCAUUAAAUGCAACGGGUUGGGCCUUUCGUAUUCCACCAUCACUGACAUCUAACAAUGAUAGCCAUGAUAAAUAUUUAUUAGACUUAUCUGAUUCUGGACGUGUCAGUGAUUAUUCUCAUACUUGCACAUCAACAUCAGCAACAGAGAAUGUAGGACAUUUAAAUCUUGUUUGUUCUACAGAUAAUAACAUCAGUGAUAGUGAUAUUAGACACGUUGAUAAUUUAACACCGGAUAACGUGAUUAUCACUAAUAUUGAUAAAAGUAAUACACGUAUUCAUAAUAAUACAGAUAACAAAACUAGGAUAGUCUCUGGUCAAACAGGCACUAACAUUAAUAAUAAUAAUACUGGUAUUCGUAAAGAAGAUGAACAUUUUACCAAAUCAAAGCCAAUAACUCCUAUUACAAUUAAGCUAUCUCAUAAAGAUCAAAAUAACAAUGCUGUGGAUAAUAAUAAUAACUCUGACUAUAGUUGUUUGGAAACAGAUGCAUAUGAUAUUUUUGAAGAUAUCAACUUUAACAAUGGGAAUAAUCAUAGACCAGUGGAUGAUUUAUGCUUAAGAAAGUUAUCUCAGUUGUGAUAACAUGAAAUAGGGUGACUUGAAUCACCGGUUUGGAAAUUUUCUAAAUGUUCAAUGACUGCCUAAGUCAACUGGAAGCUCAUAAAUUGGGCAUAUUUGCAAUAUUAACAGAAGUUGUACUCAUGAAAUUCGAACUAGCGUCGAGUUUCAACUAGGAUGAAAGCUUAACACUGAGUUCGACAAUAAUUUAUUUUCAACACCACAAGCUAGAAGAAUUUCCAAAAUCAAUACACAAAAUCUACGAGUUACAUUCAAUUCUAAUUUAGCUAAACGUAAUCGUAAACGUAUAAAACAUCGACUUCGUGCUUCAUCUGCUUCACCUUCAAGAGAUUUUCUUUUACCUACUGGUUCAGAAGAUGAAGAAGAUGAUAAAGAAGAAGAAGCAGAAACAGAAGAAACAGAUAAUCUAUCCGAUUUUACUAAUUUUCAUAAUCAAUCACAAAAUAUUGUUAAAGUACAAGAUUGAAUGAAAUACUAUACUAUUUUAAUUCUAUGAAUAGCUUAUUCGAAACUACAUUUACUGUCCAUGAAUUUUACACACGCCCCCCCCCACACACACACACGCGCACACGCACAAAAGUACACAACAUAAGCCUUUGUAUGAUUUUAAAUGCUGUGGAUUAAUAUAAACCAUAUGUCUUUCGAGGAUCUUUUAUUUACAUCAGAUAAAAACCCAGUUUACUUUAAAAUAAUUCAUUAUUUAUUUUAUCCUAGUAACACAUAUCCUCUAUUCAUUGCUUAUUGUUUCUUAUUUAUAAUAAUGAUAAUUGUUCAUAAAAUUAUUUUAGCGGUUUAUCUGUUUCAGCUUCUUUUCUUCUUUCUUUUCUCUUCCUUUCUUUUCUUUUCUUUUGUUGUUGUUGUUAUUGUUGUUGUUGUUCAUAUUAGAUUAAUCCUAAUCUCUUAUAUUUCAUAUAUCAUUUAUAUAAAUAUUCACUAUUUCAAUCUUGAAUAUCUUGUUUCUAGGUUAAUAAAAGCGAAUAUGUUGUCCAAUAAUAUUUGUCCAAAGUAUAUGAUAAUCUUAAAUGCAUAGAUAAUAUGAAACUGUUAUCUUCUUAUUGAUUUAUUGAUUUAUGAGCAUCUAUAUUAUUUUUGAUAAUCGAUUCAAGGUAAUGGAAUUAUUCAAUGGAUCAUCUCCCUCCCUCCCUCCCAACCUCUCUCUCUCUCUAUAUAUAUAUAUAUAUAUAUAUAUAUAUAUAUAUAACAAUAUUAAAAUUGCGAAUAGAAAAGGAAACGAAUAAGUUAUUAUUAGUUACUUGGUGGAUAGUCUCAAUUUUGCUUAUUAGUUAACUUUAAUUGUUUUUCUUUCAUUCUUUUCUUCUCUCUUCUUUCUUUUCUUUUUUUUUAUUAAUACAAAGAAAAACAAGCAAGCUGUUACGUAAUCUCGCUUUCCUUCAUGUAAUAAUAAUAAUAAUAAUAAUAAUAAUAAUAAUCAUAGUAAGAGUUUGUUCAUACAGUUCAAUAUAUUACUAUUAAUAAAUACAUACUAGACACCUUGAUAUGAUAUUGAUUUUCAAAGAAAAAAAAACAAAUAAACAGAACAAAACAAAGAUUUCUGUAAAAUAUAUUUUGAUCGAUUAUUAUUAUUAUUAUUAUUAUUGUUGCUACGUCUUAGUUACUAUGUUCUAUGUUAUUUUCAUUUCAAAGAUUAUUUUAUUGUUGUAUUUGUGAAGAAUUUUAUGUUUUUGUUCCUUUUUUUAUUUUGCUUCUUUGUUUUCAUUGUCUCUUAGAAUUAAGCCAUGUUUCAUUUAAAAAAACAAAAGAAAAUAAAAGAAAUUCAAUAACUUUA